Messenger RNA from Microplitis mediator, 2367 nucleotides. It is a transcript of the gene Nadsyn, whose product is annotated as glutamine-dependent NAD(+) synthetase. Gene Ontology annotation, biological process: NAD+ biosynthetic process. Gene Ontology annotation, cellular component: cytoplasm. Lineage: Eukaryota; Metazoa; Arthropoda; Insecta; Hymenoptera; Braconidae. The coding region runs from base 215 to 2323 and encodes 702 amino acids. Gene Ontology annotation, molecular function: glutaminase activity; NAD+ synthase (glutamine-hydrolyzing) activity; ATP binding. The transcript has 7 exons. The record is from RefSeq and is a predicted model, not a curated record.
CUGAGUACGUGUUAAGGCUGUUAAGGAGUCGAGCUAUUUUGCCGGUAUAAUAAUAUUUUCAUUUUUUGUCUUUGUUUAUUUUUUAUUUCAGUUGGUCAAUUAUCUCUUGAUUAUUUGAUUUUAUUCAAAAUUAAUACUGAAAUAACUAAUUGUGUUUGGUUAGUGUCGAAGAGUGAUUUAUGAUUUAAUUUUGAUAAAAAUAAAUAAACAAAAGAUGGGUCGAAUUGUAACAGUCGCCGUAAGUACUUUGAACCAGUGGUCGAUGGAUUUUGACGGUAACUUACGUCGAAUAUUAGAAAGCAUUGAAAAAGCUAAAUUGGCUGGUGCCAAAUUUCGCAGUGGACCUGAAUUAGAAAUAACAGGAUACAAUUGCGAGGAUCAUUUUUUUGAAAGUGAUACUCGGUAUCACAGUUGGCAAGUAUUGGCGACACUAUUGUCGUCGAGUGUUUGCAAAGAUAUUAUUGUCGAUGUUGGAAUGCCAGUGAUGCAUAAAAAUGUAACAUAUAAUUGCCGUAUUGCAUUUUUGAAUUCACGUAUUUUAUUGAUACGCCCAAAAAUGCAAAUGUGUGACACUAUGAUGUAUCGUGAGAGCAGAUGGUUUUCUCCAUGGACCAAAGAACGAACUGUUGAAGAUUACUUUCUACCUCUUAUAAUAACUCAAAUUACCGGUCAAACAGUCGUACCGAUAGGUGACGCCGUGAUAUCGACACGUGACACGUGUAUCGGGUUUGAAAUAUGCGAAGAGCUAUGGCAUCCGGCGUCAAAUCACAUCAAUAUGUCACUAGACGGCGUUGAAAUAAUAUCUAAUUCCAGUGGUUCUGUUUUUAUAAUACGUAAAGCCUAUAUAAUAACCGAUCGUGUUAAAUCGGCAACCGCAAAAUCUGGUGGCGUGUAUAUGUACAGCAAUUUACGUGGCUGUGAUGGUGGCCGCAUGUUUUUCAAUGGCUCGUCAUCGAUUUCUAUGAACGGGGAAAUUAUAAGCGCAGGUAAACAAUUUUCGCUCGCUGAAGUCGAAGUUACUGUCGCAACAAUCGAUCUUGAGGAUAUAAGAACCUACAGAAACAAUAUUCGCUCCCGUACACAUUCGGCCGCCCGCAGCAGUCCGUAUCCAAGAGUUAAAAUAGACUUUUCAUUGUCAGCCGAUGAAGUUGUUUUCAAACUGACCAACGAACCAAUGGAGUUUGGAACCGGGAAUAAAAGUCUCGAGGACAAUUUCAAGUUUCAUUCCGCUGAUGAAGAAAUUUCAAUGGCGCCCGCGUGCUGGAUGUGGGAUUAUUUGAGACGUUCUUGCCAGGGAGGAUUUUUUUUACCUCUCAGUGGUGGCGUUGAUUCGUCAUCGACUGCUUGCUUAGUUUAUUCCAUGUGUAAUAUGAUUGUUGACGCUAUCGAAAAUGGAGACAAUCAAGUUCUGGCAGAUGUACAGAAAAUAGUCGGCGACUAUGAAUACGUACCCAAAGAUCCAAAGCAACUCUGCAACACCUUAUUGGUCACGUGUUACAUGGGUACGGAAAAUUCCAGCGCCGAAACAAAAGUCCGUGCCAGUGAAUUAGCCGCCCAAAUAGGAUCGUAUCAUCACAACAUAGUAAUCGAUGCCGCAGUUUCUGCGGUCCUUGGAAUAUUCCAACAGAUUUCAAAGCUGACCCCCCGAUUCCGAGUCCAUGGCGGCUCGCCCAGAGAAAAUUUGGCCUUGCAAAAUGUUCAGGCACGUUUGCGUAUGGUGAUAUCGUAUUUGCUGGCCCAGUUGAUGCUCUGGGUACGCGGGCGACCUGGUGGUCUGCUCGUCCUAGGCUCCAGCAAUGUCGAUGAAUCACUCAGAGGUUAUUUCACAAAAUACGACUGCAGUAGCGCGGACAUUAAUCCCAUUGGUGGAAUUUCCAAAGAAGAUUUAAAAAAGUUCAUAGUGUACUUUGGUAAAAAAUAUAAUUUAACGGCUUUGGAGGGAAUUAUCAAGGCCCCAGCUACUGCUGAGCUCGAGCCACUGAUGGAUGGACAGCUGGCACAACUUGAUGAGAUUGAUAUGGGCAUGACCUACUCGGAGCUGUCGACUUAUGGAAAAUUGAGAAAAAUCCAUUGCGCUGGUCCAUUUUCGAUGUUUUGCAAAUUGGUUCCACUUUGGAACAAUUGUACACCUAAAGAAGUUGCUGAUAAGGUUAAACAUUUUUAUCGUUGCUACGCAAUAAAUCGUCACAAAAUGACAAUACUGACGCCAUCUUGUCACAUCGAAUCUUAUUCGCCGGACGACAACCGUUACGAUCAUCGUCCAUUUCUUUACAAUCACACAUGGAAAUGGCAAUUUGACGCCAUUGACAAACAAGUAUUAUAAAUUUAUAAAUUAUUGUUAAUAAUCACUUAUAUAUAUAUAUAUAU